AUUCUCAGUCAAGGUUACGUUGGCGAUUUGUGAAACCACUGGGGUGAACCUUGCUAUUUGUCACGGUUACGGUUGGUUUCAGCAACUGCCGUACAUCAAUGAAGAUUUGAAAAUGAAAGAGAUAAUAACCUUUAGGGGACAGGCAGUAACAAUUGCCCUUAUUGAGAGAAAAAAAAAACCAAUAGGAAAAGUGCACACAACGAGUAGCACUCACAAACAUCGAGGUUCCAUGCUUUUGGGUCCGGCUUUCGUUGUGGCGUAACUCCACUGGCGCAACGAUACAGGAACACCUAUUCACUGGCAUCUCCCGUUGCUGGAAACGGCAAGGUAGCAUCUUGGACCUCGUGUCACACUGUAGAGGGACACAACGAAGCCAAUUCAGCGUCAAGUCAAAACUGUACCCGUUUUUGGAGGAACUAUUCAAAGUGAAGUUGGAGUUAUCAACUUCCACCGUGCGUUUCCGAACGACACAGACAAAAUAACAUGCAAGUGAAAACAUCUCUUAUACAAGAGACAGAGCUUCAGCCAUGAAAAUCAAGCUAGUUCAACUGAUACUUGUUCUUUCAGUAGUGGUUGCGAUAAUUCUUGUACUUGCCAAUAAAUUGUUCUUCGACGAGCGUAGGAGCGUUUCCAAAAGCGUUACCGCCGCUUCCACAAAGCUAAAGGCGAACGCCGUUUCCGAAAAGGCAAACGCCAGAAAGGUCGACGACCUCCGGCAACUCACUCAGGGGACAAUUAAGAACAAGCACCGAAAUGACAUGCGCAGAUUCCCCGAACUCGUCCGGAAGGAUGAAGCCAAACAGCCGAACGUUAUCUUCAUUCUGGCCGAUGACUACGGUUACUAUGACAUUGGUUACCAUGGCUCCGAGAUCAAGACGCCCGUUAUGGAUAGACUAGCCGCCGAGGGCGUGAAACUGGACAACUACUAUGUCCAGCCGAUCUGCACCCCGACCAGGACACAGCUGAUGACCGGACGAUACCAGAUUCACACGGGAUUCCAGCAUUCUCUGAUCUGGCCCUACAUGCCCAGCUGCCUGCCUCUAGAUGAGAUCACUGUGGCCCAGAAGCUGAAGGAGGUUGGGUACUCAACCCACCUGAUCGGCAAGUGGCACUUGGGUCUGUACAAGAAGGCUUGCUGGCCGACACGGCGGGGCUUCGAUACAUUCUUCGGGCUGUUGCUUGGGAGUGGAGAUUACUACAAGCACCAGAGAUUCGACGACUUUGACUUCCGCGAUCAGGAGGAGCUGGCGUGGGGUUACCAGGGCCAAUACGCCACCCAUGCCUUCGCAAAACGCGCCCAAGACAUCAUCGCAAAACAGAAGAAAAACGAACCAUUUUUCAUGCUUUUCUCAAACCAAGCGGUUCAUGCACCUCUUCAAGUCCCCAGCCGGUACCUAGAGCAGUACAAUCACAUAAAGGACCAGAGCCGCAAGCUGUAUGCCGGCAUGACAACAUGCAUGGACGAAGCGAUAGGGAACAUCACCCGGGCACUCAAAGAACAUGACCUGUACAAAAACACAGUGAUUAUAUUUUCCACAGACAACGGUGGUGAUCCAAAGUUAGGAGCAAGCAACUGGCCCCUCAGGGGCGCAAAACGAACCCUCUGGGAAGGAGGCAUACGCGGCAUAGGGUUUGUGCACAGCCCCCUCCUGCACCCUCGAGUCCGGGGCACCACAAACAGGGAGCUCAUCCACGUCAGCGAUUGGUUUCCCACGAUCGUUGCGGGCCUCUCCGGGGGCAAACUGGAAGGCCAUAAACCGUUGGAUGGCUUUAAUGUGUGGGACACUAUCAGGUUUGGUACCCAAUCUCCUCGCGACGAGAUCCUUCACAACAUCGACCCAUUCGAGGGUUACGAUCACCCGUUCUCGGAUGCGCUCUACAACAACUUUACUUUCGAUCCAAAGAUGAGAUCAGCGAUUCGUGUGGGCGACUGGAAACUGCUGACGGGCCCCGUUGGUGAGCCUCGUACUUGGGUCCCACCGGCGGGCUUGCCAGGCCUUCGACCGGAAAAGCCCCGCGAUCGGAAGGGCCAAAUGGUCUGGCUGUUCAACAUCCGAGACGACCCCUACGAACGCCACGACAAGUCCGCCCAGCGACCGGACAUCGUGAAGGUGCUGAUGGCUCGUCUGCAGGAGCAUUAUGCAAGCUCGGUCCCGAUCAUCUAUCCGCCCGACGACCUCAGGGCCGAGCCCAAACUGCAUAAUAAUACAUGGACUAACUGGGAAUAAAAUCACAAUGGAUGGGGAGAGAGGGUGCCAACAACCUCGCUCCCAUGGUGUCAAGCAGUACGCUCACACCACCGCCUAAUGCACUCUUACCCCGGUAUAGGAUCAUGUUGAAUGAUUUUGCACAUGUAUGUCAAUUGGGAAUAUAGUCCGGUGCUAAUUGCAUGGAUGUACUUUGUUCUUUGACGGUUUCUUAUUUGUUUAUACGUAGCCAUUCAGUUAUUAGAGAUUUGUAUGAAACUGGGUUUUAUUUGGGGGAAAAGGGUAUGCUUUGGAAAAUUUGCCAUGCCAAUAUGUGUUUGUCCGCUAAACAGCGGACAAUUUGUUAUGGUUAAACUUUCAGCUUAUAGACCUAUAGGAAAUUCAGUUGCCCUGACACCAUUUAACAGGAGCUAGUUUUGUUAUAAAAUCAGUGUUCAUGUUUUUGGAAAUACCGUCUUAUUUAUGAGACUUUUAAAACUGAAAUUAAGUGUUGUGUGAUAUUUUCUAUUCUUUCCUUUAAAUUAAUUUCAAUUUCGUGGUGGUAUUUUAAUUGCAUAGAAAAGAGGAACAUGAUGUGAAAAUCAUGGUGAAAGCGGGGGAAAAAAACAAAGGCAUUGCAGCGUACCAUGCAUUCUAUAAAUGAUUAUUUUAUGAUUAUAUACAGCUUUCAAGUAAAACAAAUUAUCAAUAAGCUUUAAAAGCUGCUUAUAUUAUGGCCAUUGGUAAAUUAAAAGGGCGCAAUGUGCAUCCGAUGCGAAAUCUAACAAGUCUAUAAGUUACUCCAAACAGUUAUUAUGCUUUUAACUCCAUCUUUAUGUUGAAAUUGUAUUGUGAAUUGCUAAGAGGUCAGUGAGAGAGGGAAUUAAAAUAUUGGUGUUAACAAUCAA
Molecule: messenger RNA, 3094 nt
Organism: Patiria miniata (bat star)
Lineage: Eukaryota; Metazoa; Echinodermata; Asteroidea; Valvatida; Asterinidae
Product: arylsulfatase I-like
Exons: 8
Coding region: 528-2228 (566 amino acids)
Source: RefSeq, a predicted model, not a curated record